CCGGCGGCGGCGGCCGGCGGGCGCCAUGCCGAUCCAGAUCGUGAACAGCGGCGUGGACCUGAGCGACAAGGAGGGCCGCCAGGUGGCGACGCGCACGAUGUACCGCACGCGGCUGAACACGGACGAGGAGCUCGCCGAGGAGCAGGGCCACAAGCCCGAGUCGGCGCCGUUGUCGCCGCGGCGGAGCCUGCAGGACGCCGACGCGGCCAAGGCGAACAACGCGCUGCACAGCCUGCUCAACCUCAAGGUCUACCUCGUGGCGAGCGACGAGAAGGGCAAGAGCCACAAGCAUUUGCUGUCGCUGCAGACCGUCCGCGACGCCGACGACGGCGGCGGCGGCUCGCCGCGGUCCCUCGUCGACGCGCGGCCGGCGAUCCGCGCCGAGCUCGACAACGCGACGCACGAGUCGCGCGGCGACCGCGAGGGCGACAAGGAGGACGCCGAGGCCAAGAGCGGCGCCGCGCCGCCGAAGCGGCCGAAGCCGCACGUCGUGUCGCGGCCGGCAAGGCGCAAGCUGCGGCCCAGCGGCUUCGCGGCCAUCAAGAGCAGCGUCGAGAAGGGCGGCGUGCUGGUCAAGUCGACGCAGCAGGGCACGCCCCUCUGCACCUUCGUCCGGACCGUCGACGCGCUCGAGGCGCUGCGGCAGCGCGCGGAGACGCCGGCCGCGAAGCGCGAGGACGAGGGCGAGGACGAGGGCGAGGAGGAAUUGGACGAGGGCGACGACGAGGGCGUCGACGCCGACGCCGAGCAGGCCGCGGCGCUCUUCGGCGCCUUUGGGGUGGAGCUCGGCGGCGAGGCCAUGGAGGCCGCGCGGACGGCGGCCGGCGGGUCGCUCGCGGCGAGCUCCGCGACGAACUUCGCGGCCACGAAGGGCUCCGACGGCCGGCCGGCGUCCGCCGGGUCCGACGGCUCCGGCGGGUCCACGCGGAGCUCCAUGAGCGGGCGGAGCUCCGCGUCCUUCGUGUCCGACGCGUCCGCGAUGACGUCCAACACCAAGGGCGGCCGCCGGGGGAAAGCUUUAAAAGCCGCGUCGAAGAAGAAGAAGGACCACCUCCUCAAGCACCGCGACGGCAAGCACGACAACGGCCGGCGCAACGCCGAGGAGCUCCGGCGGAAGCUCGACGACUACGAGGGCCUGCUCCGGCUCCCCAAGGCCGCGCUCGACUCGCCGAGCGACGGCGGCGGCCACGAGGCCGCGUCCGGCGGGCCGGCCUUCCCGAGCCCGCCGCCGGGCGCGCGGCGCAGCGCCCUGGGCAAGUCCGUGCCCCACUACAUGCGGCCGACGAUCUACGCGCAGGGCUCCGGCGCCAAGGGCGUCGCGGGCGGCGCGCCGAGCCCGCAGGCGCUGGCCGCCGCGGCCGCCGCGAACCACCGGAGCCAGCUCGGCGGCGUCUUCGCGGGCAAGGAGGACGGCGGCGGCUCCGGCGACGAGCGCGCGACCCGCGCGAGGAGCCCCGGCGACGGCGGUCGCGCCGCGAGCCCGACGCGGAGCACGCGCGCGGAGCCGCCCUGGGCGCCCGAGAAGCCGCCCGCGCGGUCCGCGCACGCCGUCGCCCUCGGGAACAUGCUCCGGCGCGCGCGCGAGUCGACGGCGGCGUCGGCGACGGCGACGAAGGCGCUGAUCAAGACGCUCCAGGACGUCACCCAGACGACGAAGCGCAACGACCGCGACCUCAACGCGGCGCUCCGCGCGCACGCGCGCGACUGGCACCGGUCCCUGCCGCUCAAGUUCGACGGUCUGGUGCCCGGCGCCCACGUCGCCUCGGGCCGCUACGCGACGCUGCCGUCGUCGUUGAAGUCGCCCGCGGCGUCGCCGCGCGCCGCGCCCGCGUCGCCGCGCGACGCCGGCGGCGCACCGACGCUCACGCCCGAGGCCAUCGCCGCGGCCGCCGCGGGCGACGCCAAGCCCGACGCGGGCUCCGACGCCGACGACCACGGCUCGUUGAGCGGCAAGAGCGGCGUCAUCGACGACGACAAGGAGCGCGCGCCCCAGGUCUACCGCGACGUCAAAUUAGAAAUCCGCGCGAUGCGGCACCGCAUCGCCGCGCGCCAGCGGGGCAAGAUCGCCGAGUCCGUGCGCCGCCACAACUGGUUCCGGCCCGUGCUGAAGAAGAUCGGCGACGCGACGAAGACGGGGCCCCUGCCGCGCUGCAUGCUCAAGUUCCUGGGGACCGCGCACCGCUGCAUCGCGAACGGCGACGAGAUCGACGGCGACGUCUUCUUCCAGAUCUGCGCGCUGGCGUUCCGCGGCGACGACUGGAAGCUGCCCAUCCUGUCGUCCGUCGUGCCCAUCGUCUGCGACGCGCUCUCCAUCUCCCACGACGCGCUUUUAGCGUGGUUCAAGCGCAACGGCGUCGCCGCGCCGCCGACGCUCCAGCGCGGCUGGCGCCGCCGCGGCGGCCGCGGCCGCCGCGCGACGCACAACGCGCGCCGCGGCCGCGGCGGCGCCAAGGCCAAGGGCAAGCGCUUCGGCGGGCUCAGCGCGCUCAACGAGGACGGCGCGCCGGGCUCGGAGAACGGCGGCGGCGGCAUCCUCGAGGAGGACGAGGACGAGGACGGCUCCGAGUUCGACGACUCCAAGUCGACGCGCUCCUCCAUCAAGCGCGGCGCGAGCUCCUAAGCGCGAGGGCG
Aureococcus anophagefferens is the source of this 2631-nucleotide messenger RNA. Its product is annotated as expressed protein. The transcript has a single exon. The annotation marks the transcript as partial. NCBI's taxonomy places the organism in Eukaryota, Pelagophyceae, Pelagomonadales, Pelagomonadaceae. The record is from RefSeq and is a predicted model, not a curated record.